This is a messenger RNA of Cetraspora pellucida, 369 nucleotides long. The record is from the annotation of a GenBank genome assembly. NCBI's taxonomy places the organism in Eukaryota, Fungi, Glomeromycota, Glomeromycetes, Diversisporales, Gigasporaceae.
AUGGAUAAAGUUGAUGCAAGUGUAAAUCCUGAUCUAGUAAUUCCUGAAAAAAGGUUUAUGAUAAGAAAUGUUACAAGCACUCUUGUUUCUUCAACUAAAGCUAGAAAUGUAUUUUGGGUUAAUGCCAUGUUUGAUGCACCAACUGAUUUACCAAAUUCAUAUAUCAUGCAAGUUUUAGUUCUGAAUUCAAGUAUUUCUCUUGAUCUACCAAAAGAUAUUAUAGGUUGUAUAGCAGGACCCGUUGGUUUUUCUAAUGAAAAUUCAACUAGUGGUAAAAAUGUAAUUAGUAAUAGUUUUUUUUAUUCUUGCAUAGCACUUACACAACUGGUUAUAGUAGUUUUAAAUAUUAUUUACUUAUUAAUUAUUUGA